Molecule: messenger RNA, 594 nt
Organism: Cylicocyclus nassatus
Lineage: Eukaryota; Metazoa; Nematoda; Chromadorea; Rhabditida; Strongylidae
Source: the annotation of a GenBank genome assembly
AUGUGCGUUGUGAACGCAAAUGAGGAAGACGCGAGAGUAGAUGGACGACAUAGUGCGCCGCUUCCCCGUGUUGCCUGCCCAGUCCGUGUUUUUUACGCUUCUAAUGCCCCGCUUCCCGUGCACUACCUUCGCGUGCUGCGUGCCCAGGGGACCGAAACCAUAAAAACGAGCAGGUGCUCCAGUCAAAAAGUCCCCUUCUUCCCCGUACUGCAUGCUUUGUUCGUGGUCCUGGCACUUCCACUGCACUACCUUCGCGUGCUGCGUGCCCAGGGGACCGAAACCAUAGAAACGAGCAGGUGCUCGAGUCAGAAAGUUCCCCGCUUUCCGGUGCUGCAUGCCCUGUUCGUGGUUCUGGCACCGCUGUUUGAUCUCAUUGUUGAAUCGUUCUGUUUAUUUACAUCAGCUCUGAGCGGCGCUGAGUCGUGGAAGCCGCAGUUGAAGCCCGUCCUUGUCAAUAUCUACGAGUGGAACAGGACAUGUACAGCAGUAUAUUCAUCUUGAAGAUGGUAUGUCGACAAAUGAGCGGUUUAUCUCUGCAGAAGAGUACACUUAUGACAUACCAUAUCCUUCUGAGAUUUUUAAUCCUGUUUCGCU